Gavia stellata (red-throated loon) is the source of this 2638-nucleotide messenger RNA. RefSeq names its product DNA polymerase kappa (gene POLK). The transcript is spliced from 13 exons. Gene Ontology annotation, molecular function: DNA-directed DNA polymerase activity; damaged DNA binding. The coding region runs from base 64 to 2463 and encodes 799 amino acids. Gene Ontology annotation, cellular component: nucleus. The record is from RefSeq and is a predicted model, not a curated record. Gene Ontology annotation, biological process: error-prone translesion synthesis. Lineage: Eukaryota; Metazoa; Chordata; Aves; Gaviiformes; Gaviidae.
GGUUCUAGAUUUUAUGAAAAUGAACUUAAAAAAGAUCAACAAGUUAACCAACGAAUUGAAAAAAUGAUGCAGCUAAAAGAGAAAAUUACAACACAACAGCUCUUGAAAGCACAGCUGCAGGUGGACAAACUUGUGAUAGAACUGGAACAGAGCCGUAACCUUAGCAGUACGAUUGUACACAUUGACAUGGAUGCCUUCUAUGCAGCUGUGGAAAUGAGAGACAAUCCAGAGCUGAAGGAAAAGCCUAUAGCAGUGGGAUCAAUGAGUAUGUUGUCCACUUCAAAUUACCACGCUAGGAGAUUUGGUGUACGUGCAGCCAUGCCUGGAUUUAUUGCGAAAAAGCUAUGUCCACAUCUAACUAUAGUACCAUUAAACUUUGAGAAAUACAGCAAAGUGAGUAAAGAGGUUAGAGAAAUACUGACCGAAUAUGAUUCCAAUUUUAUGCCUAUGGGCCUAGAUGAAGCCUACCUGAACAUAACAGAGCACUUGGAGGAAAGACUGAACUGGCCUGAAGAUAAGAGAAGAUUCUUUUUUAACACAGAAAGCACUACACAAAAAGAUAAAGAUGGUAUAAAUAUGUCUGCCAAAUUUAAUGAAGAUGGAUACUCUUCUUCACCGGUACUGUUUGAAGACAGCAUACCUCUGAUAGAUGGCCAGCCUGAACAAAGAGAUCAGUCAGUGGAAAAUUCAAUUGUCUUUGGAACUUCUGCAGAGGAAGUUGUAAAGGAAAUUCGCUUUAGGAUUGAGCAGAAAACUCAACUGACUGCUAGUGCAGGAAUAGCGCCGAAUACAAUGUUAGCAAAAAUGUGCAGUGAUCGUAAUAAACCUAAUGGGCAAUGCAGAAUUGCUCCUGAGAGACAAGCAGUGCUAGACUUCCUAAAAGAUUUGCCCAUUAGGAAGGUGCCAGGUAUAGGAAAAGUAACAGAGAAGAUGCUAAAAGCCCUUGGAAUUGUGACUUGCUCGGAACUUUACCAGCAGAGGGCACUGCUUUCUCUUCUUUUUUCGGAAGCAUCUUGGCGUAAUUUCUUGGAUAUUUCCCUUGGUUUGGGUUCCACACAUUUGGAAAAGGAUGGAGAAAGAAAAAGUAUGAGCACUGAAAGAACAUUCAGUGAAAUAAACGCAGCAGAAGACCAGUACAGCUUGUGUCGAGAACUCUGCAGAGACCUUGCUCAGGAGCUACAGAAAGAGGGACUUAAGGGUAAAACUGUUACCUUGAAGCUAAAGAAUGUGAACUUCGAAGUAAAAACAAGAGCUUCAACUGUGCUGUCUUCUGUUUCUACUGAGGAGGAAAUAUUUGCUGUUGCUAAAGACUUGUUAGGAACAGAAAUAGAUAGUGUUGCUCCUCACCCUUUACGGAUAAGACUUAUGGGUGUACGAGUAUCAGGAUUUCUAAGUGAAGAAGAGAAGAAGUACCAACAAAAAAGCAUUACGAGUUUCUUAAAAUCAGGAGAAGAAAUUGGUUUUCUUAGGCUUCAGCCCGGGAAGUCCCACCAAGAAUAUUUCACAAAAAAAUCAGAAGCAUCUCCCAGAGGGAGUUUUUUUGAUAAAAAGCGAGCUGCAAGGCAGCUAAACAGUGAGAAUCUUUCUCCAAAUGAAACUGUGGGUAAGCAGCUCUUUCAUGACAGGAAAUCAUCAGCAAAUCUUGUGGAAGAAACAAAGAAAGUCACAGACUUACAGAAUUCUAAUGUGUGUAAGAUCUUCACCUGCCCUGUUUGCUUUGAGAAGCAAAGCAGCAAUAAUUUGGAAGAGCUUAACAGGCAUAUUGAUGAAUGCCUCAAUGGGACUGUUGUAAAAGGUAUCAUGGAAAUAUCCAAGAAUGACAAUUCAAGAGAAAAUACACUUAACUUUCUUCCACAAUUUAAAAAUGAAAACGUUGAUGAAUGUCAAAAAAAUAAAACAGAUCAAUUGGCACAAACAGACCAGUCUGCAAGUACAUCUGACAACUCUACUAGCAAUAGCACAGAAAAAUUCACUCAGGUAAUAUCUGAUAAACUGCGCAGAGAAAGACAGCCUAGCAAUCUCAGUGAUAUUGCUAGAAACGUGUGUAUGAAACAGUGUCUUUUCCCCAAAAGAAUUUCACAAGACAAGGAAGACCAUUUUGAAAAGACUGAACAUACAGAAGAAACUAGUUCAUCCUGUUUCUUUGAAGCCAAAGAGGACAAUGUUCUUGUUUGUCCAGUUUGUAAUUCAGAACAGAAAACCACCAGUCUUGUGUCAUUUAACAGACAUGUGGAUGUCUGCUUAAAUAAAGGCCUUAUCCAGGAGCUGACAGAAAAAAAAGAUUUUCCUACUAAGACUUACAAUAUGGAAAACUCAAAUAGAGUUGGAGGUUUAAGCAGAGGACAGCAAUGCACAAAUCCAUCACAAGGAACAAAAAGGUCUGGACUAACAACUUCACAGUCAGUAUCAAAAAAGGCCAAGUCAAGCAAUUCCAAGCAUACAAUUGAAAUGUUUUUUAAAUGACUCUGUAGGAAUAUAUUCUAUAUGAAGUAUUUCAUAGUGUUUUAUAAUUGCAAUUAAAUUUAGCAUUGAUGGUAGGCUGGAUUCAGGUGCCUGUCACUUGGGAGCCAUUGCAUGCCUGUGUAAAAAGAACAUGGUGUUUGAGGUAGAACAGGUGCAACUGAAGUAUUUCUUUCUU